Drosophila yakuba is the source of this 5781-nucleotide messenger RNA. RefSeq lists its product as uncharacterized. The record is from RefSeq and is a predicted model, not a curated record. Lineage: Eukaryota; Metazoa; Arthropoda; Insecta; Diptera; Drosophilidae.
UUCAAGUGCUCGACGGGCGCUAUCGAUUAUUCAGUUUUGCGGGAGCUAUAGCUAUAGAUAUAGAUAUACUCGUAGAUAUAUGUAUGUAUAUGUGUGGAUGACCAUCGACGGAGGCCAAGCGCACGCACACAAAUUUGUCUUGAUGCAACGAAGUUACCUCUGUUCCCCAGCUUCUCCUGUCCUCUCCUCCCCCCGGAAAAUGCUAGAGGAAAACAGAUUUUCACGUUCUAUUGCAUCGCCUGCUGCCCACCUUCGUCCUUCGUCCUUCGUCCUUCGUCUUGGGUCCCCGGGGCUCCUGUAGCCGCAUUAAAUAUUCAUCUACUUCGUCAUCGUCUGUCGUCCUUCGUCCUUCGCUGUCAUCGUCCUGGUAAUCGCAAAUUCAGCGCUAAAUCACAAUCAAAAUGCGCGUAAAGUGGCAUUUCAAGUGAUUCGCCUCUUUUUUUUAUGAAUUCUAAAUUGCAAAUCAUUUCGUUGAUUAAAUUGAAAACUGUUGGCGAUGCGACUUCCUUCGCGGGAAGCAAAGUUUGGAUUUUCAAAACACAAGUGCAGUUCUAUGCAGACGCCGAAUCUUCUGAAUCCACAAUGAGUAUAAUAUCGCCUGAUUAAUGAUGGGUAUUAAAGGAAAUUGCUGCCUGUACUGGUACUGGUACUGGGUACAUGACAGACAGUUUAAUAAUUUAGGCUACACAAUUUCUCCAUUAGCCUAUUUUUAGGUUAAUUGCCAUAUCGCCGUAUCGAUUGACAACUAAACGCGUUUGGGUUUUCAGUGGCCGUAAGGACAUCGUGUGCAACUCGCUAUUAAAUUUCACACAGCUAAGUGGGAAAAAAUGCAUACAUGGGAUGGAUGAAUGAGUACACAAGGACGAGGGAGACAGCUGGCAGUUAAGUGAAUUAUGUCUGCAAAUGAUUUUUUCUUGUCACCCAGUUUUCGCAGAAUUUCCCCCCAUUUUCACUUUGCACCACAUUUGCACCUUUGUGCACAUUUCCAUGCUUUCGAGUGCAGCUGAAUGUCGAGUGUGUGCCGUGUGUUUCGUGUGUGCCGCUUUGUUUCUGCCCUAAAUUUGCAAUUUAAAUGUAAUUUCUCAGGGCAAAUGGGUUACUUUUAUUUGGUUUAUGACAACUGCACACCCAGGCAAAACGCACCGAUUUAAUGCUUUCAGACAAGUGGGCGGAAGUGGGUGUUCUGCUUCCUUCGGUAUGAGUAUGAACUCAUGUGAGUGAGUAUACUCGUACUCAUAAGUAUUGCCAAGCGAAAUGUCCUGGAAAAGGAUAUCUUUACAAAGUUACUAUAUUCAGAUGAAACAUCUUUUUUAACUACCUUUUCUUCAUUACAUGAUAACAUAGCCCUGACAUUGCAGCUAUUAAGUUUCUGAGUUUCUGAACUGAAUGUUCCGGCUUAGAGUUUCCUCCAGUGAAAUGGAUUUUCGAAAGUGUAGCAUUUGCAUUUUUCCCGGGUAAACAGAAAGUGAAAUGGAAUGGGGAGCAUCCGAAAGAAGCUUUAUGCCGAUUAGCACUUGCAGAAUUUUCAUUUGGCCAGAAGUUUGCAAGCCGAUUGUGUUUGUGCCACGGCGAUGUCGCCAUCUGCGUGCAGCUGUUUUCCGCGGUUUGUUUUUCCAUUUUCGAGUGGUUUAUUGUUCGCUGCCAAGGCGGUGAAAACCAUUAACAAAAUGUCUUUGGCGCCGGCCACUCGAUGCACUUUACUCAUCCUGGCACUAUCCACUUUGCCGCACCAAUUCCAUUGCCAAGGAUUUGGGAAUGAAAGUCGCGAUUCCCAGCUGGCUGAGUCCCAGAUGCGAAUCUUUUCGCUGACUCUGCUGGGAGUCUUCGUUCUGGUUCUUCUGGGCUUCGCGGGUGAGUUAAGAAGCAUUUCAUUGCCUCGAUCAACUCGCAGAGCGGAGAUUUCCGAUUUCCUGUGUCUUUGGCCAGGAUGUAUCUGCUGCUUCUGCCGGAUCUCGCGGGCUGUGGAAUCGACUUCCGAUGGCCUCGAUGUCUACGCCCCGCGCACCCAGAGCAUCGUGUGGCCCACGAUGCCCCAGGAGGCGGCCCGCGUCCUGGAGAUGACCUUCCUGCACGCACCCAAGGUCAACUGCCUGUGCCGCAACUGCUGCAUUGCCAGAAACUCGUUCUGCAUCGAAAACUGUGGGGUAAACAAGGCCAGGUGGAUCUUGCUGCUGGCCACCUCGGUUUCCUGUGCUCACCUGGCCAAAGCUGAUGACAACUUUACGGAUUUUGACUGGCUUAAUGUAACGCAGCUGCUGCAAAUGGCUGAAUUCCAGUACGAAAACAACACUGGCGCCAAUUCCACGGAACUCGACUUGGCCACGCUGGCUGACACCCCCAUUGUUGCUCCAACGGAUGCGGAUAUCAGCACCAGCUUCAAAAACGAAUCUCCAUUCGAGGACCUUCGACAACAUCGGCACUUUGGCCGCUUUGUCUUCAUGGUUCUGCUGCUGCACAUAUCCGUGGUGGGAGUUGGAAUCACCAUCUACAGCUGUGUGCACUGCAGAUGGAGGAACCUGAGGAAGCGUUCCAGAAUGGAGGCACAACGUCGGCUGCAGCUGACAAACCUGCGGUCAGAGCACAUUCCCAAUUCCCGGGACUGCCCGUGCCACGGAUGCAUUUUGGCCAGGGAAAUGCUGCAGGGCUUGAUCAUGCACCAGUUACACGAGCUGGUCGAUUGCUGACAUGGAAUGCAAGUGCAACUGGCGGACAAGAAUUUGGCAGGUGCACAUGAAUGCCAGCUUGUGGCAAUAUGGAUGGAAGGACUACACUUCCCAACAAAGUUGUGACAAAUUAUACGUUCUUAAUAGGCUUAGGAUCAUGGCACUGAGAUACUAUUCUAAUGUAUGUUAAUCAACCAUAAAUAUGGCUAUUAUCCAUAUGAAAGGAAUUAUCCCUCCUAAAAGGAUUAGUGCCGCAAAGAAUGAAAGCACUGGGCCUUGGACUCCUUUGUAGAGUAACUCUUUUUCACCCUGGAUUUAUGUGACCACCCAGGUAAUAAUCCUUUCCAGGUGAACGGCGCACAGAGCGUCUGUGCAACCUGAUUAGGAUUUCACAUGUUGCAUAAGAGCCCGCCUUCCUAGAAGGAGUCGUUCGCUUAAGCGGACACAAAUGUCAAUGUUAGCCACACAACUAACACAACCAACACAACCAACACAACACAAACACAAUCGCCUUCCCCACCAACACAUUGCUACUUACAGCCAUAUUCAUGUAUAUUGGCAGUUGCAUUGUCAGGGAAAUGCAACAACAGCUGCCGCGGAGAGAUAGUGAGUGAGGGGAGCGGGAAAUGUGGGGAAAGCGGGGAAAAACUGUGCUGACAUGCACAAGCAGUUUAACAGCUUUGUGCUGUAGGUCAAAGUUCACCGAGUCUGCAAUCGCCUCAUAUUUAGUUAAGCCCGCAGCUAGACAAUAAGUUUACUUUUAAAUGGUUCAAUUUACUCGCUGUCUCUGGCACAAAUAUUCAAAUAUAUACUUAUUUACCUCAAGGAAAAUUGAAUUUACAAAAGGAAUCUAUUAAAAUGACGGACUUGCCCUACAAAGACGGUCGUGGCUAAUCCAUUACCUUGUCAAGUUGCCACUUAAGCCCUCAAGAAGUUCCCCGGUCGAGUAGUCAGCAGAUCCGCCACAUUGCGUAUACGCCAGGGUGACACAGUCACAGCCAAGCAACAAACAACGAACAACAAACAGCCAAAUCCCGCCAUCCAUCAGGAUGUGGCUUUAAGUCUAAUGCACUGGAUACUCGUACCACGUUGUCAGCGAUCACUUUUCAGCCAGGUCGGUGAUGUUUUUAUUGUUAUUUGAUUGCGAUUCAAAUGUACACACAAAGGGAAAGCGCUCGGAGCCAAGUGAAUAAAAUAACAAAUAUAAAAUGGCAGGGGAAACGGCAAAAAAGCCGAAAAACUGGAAAACCUGAACUUGAGCCCUGGCAAACACGCACAAAACACGGACAGGCCAAUGCCAAAAGCCCAAACGCGAAGGAAACAACGCACGUUCAUGUCGAACAGGAAGGAAGCCACAAGGCACACAGGAAAAGGAACAAAAAGCGACAGAACGAGGGAAAUGGCGCAGGGCAGGGGUACCUAAAAGGGGGUUGGGGGAUAGGGGGAGGUAGCAAGGACCUUAGAAGAGGAGGAAGAAAAGCCCGCUCCAAGGGCAAGGAUGCUGAGGUAGCGAGCGACGCAGGCUGCCACAGCAAUCACUAUAACAAAAGGCACGACAAUCACAGGGCAGUUCCAUUAAAAGUAACUGCGGUUUACUAAAUGAAACUAUGGAAGCGAUUCAAUUGAAUUCGGAAAUAAGUAGUAAGGAAUAAAGUAAGUAAGUUAUCAAGGGAUUUCACAAAAGUAUUCAUAAUGAUUCAAUGAAUUAAACUUCUUCCUAGCCGAAAUGGUCAGUUUAAAAGGAAAUCCCCAAUUUUUUCCUUACACUGGAUUUUAUAUUAUCCAAGGUUGGCAUUACUCCCUAGGGUUUUUUAACCUUAAGGACCUUUAAGGACCCAAGUCCCACUUAUCGAUGCCCCACUGUACGACAAUAACAGAAACUCGACUUAGACAUUCCAAUAACAAUGCCCCAGAAGAGCGAAGAAAAUGCCCACCAACUGGAAGCCCCCUUCCAGUAGGAAAAACUUGGGCAGCCGGAGCAAAAGGAUAGCGAAAGUAGUAAAAAGUUAUCGGGACUCGGGACUUGGGACGAAGGUGCCGCCAGCAGUGCGGGCACAAGAGGAGUGCCUCAGCGGGCGGAGGCUGGAAUUAAUUUUGCGUUCAUCCACGCUUGGCUGGAGCGGAGCACGGUGGCCCGGGAACGAGGUGAUGCGGAAGGGACGCGGCUGGAGGCACCAAUCCUGGCCAACUUGGGGCAAAUAUUUGCCCAGCCCGAAGUAUCCAUUCGGCCCGGAAUUGGAUGCACCUGAUGCCCAGCCAAGCGCUUGCAGGCGGUAGCAGCAGCGGGGAGGAGUUCCUGGCAUGUACAUGCAAAUUUAUUGGACACGACUCUGAGAUAAUGCAAAUUACGCUUCCAAUCAGGUUUCAAUUUCAGCUCACUGCCAGAGCAAAUUCGCCGUAACUAACCAGAUAUUACAAGCCAAAUGGAUGUAGAGUUGGCAUGAGGUAAGCCUUAAACACCAAUCCUUGAAGAAGAAUUUGUCUUUAUUUUGCAAUGAUUGUUAAAUUACCUGACCUCUCCCAAAUGCGUUUCGUAUUUUCUUAACUUUUUUCAGGGGUUUGGUGAGCUGCACUCUUAAUUACUUGAAACUUUGCACAACUGUUGUCUUAAGUUAUGUUGAGUCCUGGUUUAAACGUUAAGUCCGGCCAAACUUUCGCCUUAGCCCAAGGCUUCACUUUCACUCGCAGUUCUCCCCCGAAAAGUGUGCUACGAAAAUGUUGCAGUUGCAGCGAGUUUUCAUGGCCACCGCCAGCGAAUCCGGUGACCAGCUGCUGGCUGUGGCCCUCUAUUGCAAUGCAGUGGCAGGCAGUGGUAGUCAGUGGCAGGUGGGAUGCAAGGGUAUCGGGAUGGGCUGUAAUCAGACUGCAUUAACGCCGAAUUAGCCGCACAAUGCAGUUAUCCUGGGCGCAGGACGUGGAAUGUGCAAGGGAACGCCGUCUAAUUGGGCCUGCCAACGGGCUCGUCCUGCGGGAAGGGACCUUGGCGCGGCCUAGGGCUUUAAUUGUUUUAAAUAUUUACUGCCAGGACUCGAAGGACACUCCCACCAAUACGCACACACACACACACGCACAACUCGCACAAUCGCACACAGAUACAUGGGCACGCGGGACUUACACA